AUGGACGAAUUAGGUCUUCCUCUGAGAAUGUUUGAGGCGGGUUCAGAACCAUCAGGGCGGAAACGGGUUAAUAACUACUUCAACCUACGGUGGAUUGACAUCAUAAAGAGUGCACUAGAGGAAGAAGACUUGGAAAUGUUGAAUGAGUCGCAGUUCCGGAGAGUUUUGCAGAUGGGUUUGCAUACUUUUUCAGUAAUGUUCCUCCAUUACUGCCUCUCACAUCAGUUGCUAACUGCAAAGGAGUAUGAACUUUGGUGGAUCUUCGUUGGGAAGCCGAUACGCUAUGCCAUACAAGACUUUGCUUUGGUCACCAGACUGAACUGUGGCGACGGCGUUGGGUUAACUGGAGAAGCCGCCGAGAAAGGUAUUGGGCGAGGGAAGGCGUCCGGUAAAGGCAAAUCAUCUAUGUCAACAUGGGAUGAUUUAUUUCGUGGGGAGGAGAAGCCCACACCUGGAUGGAUCAUGGAGCGGCUUGUGAAGGGUAAAAAAUACAAGGAUCGGUUAACCCGUUUGCGGCUUUCGUUGUUGGUAUUGGUGGAAGGGAUUCUGUGUCCAACUUGUGGGACAACAAAAAUCAGACCCGAAAUAGUGAGCAUUCUUGGUGAUCUUGACGCUUUCCUGAAGUAUCCAUGGGGCAGGGAGACAUUUAUACUGACUGUUAGAAGUACAAAAGCAAGAUCUGCUGUUAAUUAUGUGAAGGAUACAAUGGCCAUUCAAGGAUUUACCCAUGCGAUGGUAUUGGUUACUGUGACUGCAUGUCCUUCUAUCAUUAUUAAGACUGGCGGUGCGGAUCCUCUAGCAGAUUCCACCCUGUCGAGCGAAGAAAUUAUCAGCAGGGUUGUUGAUAGAAAGGUGGUGGUCAACAUUGUCUCGGCCAAGACGGUUGAUCAACUGGGACAGGCAUAUGUACGGUCUUUGAUUAGCACAGAUGAAGAGGGUGAGGAUCUUUAUCGUGGGUUGGGAGAUAAGGAAGAUACGAGUGUUGAUACCAUGGUUGCUUUGAUUGACGAUGAUUACCCAUUUGAGCAUAAUACUUGGUCAGGUGGUGUGAAAGCGGAUGAGGUUAAACUGAAGAAGGGUCAUGCACAAACUUCGGAGUCAAGUGAUGAAAAUGUUCCCGAGCCGGUUGAAAAGGAUAACGCUCAUCAUUGUGGCGUAGAGAGUGGUGGUUACCCUGGAGAUCCGAGAGGGAAAUCAUCAGCUAACCCCUCGGGUGCCCCGCAUGGUGGUGAGAGUUUCCAUUUUGAUGUCCAAACAUUACUUAGGCGUGCAGCUGACGCAUACGAGGAGAAGGUUAUUGCAAUGUAUGAGGGCUAUAUUCUGAGUUUGAAGGGCCAUUUUAAUUCUGAAGUGGGAGGCCUUCGAACCGACUUACAAGCAGCUACAUCCGCGAUUGCCCAUUUGGAAAGUAAGGUCACAGGGGAGUUUGAUAAGAUCAAUCAGUUACUGAAGUCUCGGCUUAGAGGUGCGGAUAUGGGACCAACGUAUGGGUUCAGUCCUGAGAGACAUUCGUCACCAUUCCCAGGUCAGAAUGAUGAUUUCAACAAUUCAGAGGUUAAUCCCGAUCGACCCACUACACAUACUGGUGCUCCUGAUGGUAUGGGUACCCAUACAAAGUUCGUUCGAGAUGGAGAGGAUGUUGCAGGAACAGGGACCGCCUCGGUUGGUUUGGGUCAGAAUCUGGAUGAAGGAGAAAGGGGUGGAGGACUAUCUCCGGGUAAACAGACCGACUCAACUGAUAGAGUCGAAUUUAGAGCUGAGACAGGGGGCGAGCAUAGGGGAGAUGCUCACAUUGGACAUGACCCCAUAAACAUGGAGAAUCCCUCGCCUUCGGUAAAUGUCGCAUCCCCUGACAAUGCUGAUGCCGCCAAUCCUCCAUCUCGAGUUGAUGUGGACCAAGUGAAUGUAUCAUCGGAAUGCCGCAUUGAUGACCCAUUGUCUGGCGUCGUUAAUAAAAUUCUAUCAGAAGCCGGCGUUGAUAAAGAUCCACUCCGACCCUCCACUGGCUCUGAAACUGAUGUACCUCAGACAUCAGCAGAUGUCAUUACGGAGAAAGUGGGUCUUGAUGGUGUGCAUGACGAUCGCGGUGAGGCUGCUGUUGGGAAGAAGGGUGAGGAUGUUGAUGAAGAUGAUGUUACAAUUACUAAAGUUCAGGUUGGACGAGGGAACACUGAUGCAGCCGGUGGUCAAGCAGAUGGUGGCAGACGUUUCAGUAGACGUACGCAUACAAGUACCAAACGCUACACUCCUCCUGCACACACCGUCCGUAAGAAAGAGGGAAACAAGAAAGUGCCACGUCAAAUGGAUGAUAAUGCUCCACCUCUUAAACGGGUUAAAAAGGUGUCGGUUGAGCCAAGUAACCCAAAGCCUCGUCCUCAAGAAAAACCCACAUUUAUAGGUGGUUUCUCCCCAUUUACUCCUCCAACCCCAGCUGCAAGAAAGGCAUUUCUGAAGAUAAUGGCAGCGGCAAAAUCAAAUGCACCAUCCCUCGGGUCAGUCAUUUCCAUUGCUUCUUUGGAUGAUGUGUUCAAUUGUACCGGUGUUUGUUCGUAUGAGGCUGUGGAUCGUGUUGUAGGUUGGAUAAGAAAGAGGCGUGACAGCAAUCCAUCUUCAAAAUCUGACUUCAUCCCUCCAACUUUUUUUAUGGAUCUAAUCUGCAGUUAUCCUGCUUUUGAAGCCAUGCAAGAUAAGGCCGCCUUCACUUUUCCGAUGUCUCUGCGCAGUCAGUUCAUGCACCGGCCACAGUGGUUUACGCAAGUAGAUUUUCUCUACACUCUGAUUCUGGUUAAAGACAGACAUUGGGUUGGCAUGAUAGUAGAUUUAGCUAUGUGGGCCAUCUAUGUGGUGGACGCGAACCAGACAUGUCCUCCUAUUUCUGUGGUGAAAGAUGUCGUCAACCCGAUAUCGAUUAUGAUGCCUCACAUGAUAUCGAGGUUCUGUCUAACUUCCCGACCUCGUGAGUUGAAUUACCUUCCGUUCCCCAUAUCUCGCAUAGAUAUACCAGUUCUACUUGAACAUCCAGGGUACGCCGCGGUGGUGGCACUGAUUCUGUUAGAGAUCGCUGCGGUGGGGAAUCCUUUGAUUGAUCUGUCUCUAACUGAAGAGGAGGUUUGUGUUGCAGGGGAGAACUAUGCGAUAUCUACGCUGGGUAUGUUUAAGGUGGUCCCCACUAAUCCUGCAGUUUAG
Messenger RNA from Brassica napus (rape), 3186 nucleotides. RefSeq lists its product as uncharacterized. Gene Ontology annotation, biological process: proteolysis. The record is from RefSeq and is a predicted model, not a curated record. Bases 1 to 3186 code for a protein of 1061 amino acids. NCBI's taxonomy places the organism in Eukaryota, Viridiplantae, Streptophyta, Magnoliopsida, Brassicales, Brassicaceae. Gene Ontology annotation, molecular function: cysteine-type peptidase activity. The transcript is spliced from 10 exons.